AUGCGAUACUGUCAUAAUAGCUUUUCUACGCCUACUUCUGCAACUAUUGGUGCUUCGUUUCUACAAAAGCGUGUGAUUAUUGGUGAUGACGUUGGUGCACGGCGAAAAUUAACGCUUCAGAUUUGGGAUACGGCUGGUCAAGAACGUUUUCGUUCAAUGGCGCCAAUGUAUUAUCGCAAUGCAAAAGCUGCAAUUCUUGUUUUUGAUUUACAGAGUGAAGCAAGCUUUGAAAAGAUUAAAGAGUGGCUACAAGAUUUGCAACAUCAUGUGGAUGAUAACAUUGUGCUAGCAGUUGUGGGGAAUAAGAGUGACGUUUCGUCGAGUUUUGACUUUUCAAAGGCUCAGCAAUUUGCAAAUGAGAUUGGAGCGCUUGUGUUUCGCACGAGUGCCAAGACGGGCGAAGGAGUGCAGUCGCUGUUUGAAAGCCUAGCGGUACAAUUGCUUAAGAAGCACGAUCAGGAACAACGGACACGAGGCCGUGAUGGAUUGAGAGCAGGAACUGCAGCAAGCUCGGGCUUGUAUGGACACGGAGGCCAAAACCCUGUUAUUUUGAGUCAAGCAAACGCCUCAGGAAAUAAGUCGUCCAAGGGCAGCUGCUGUUAA
Peronospora belbahrii is the source of this 603-nucleotide messenger RNA. NCBI's taxonomy places the organism in Eukaryota, Oomycota, Peronosporomycetes, Peronosporales, Peronosporaceae. The record is from the annotation of a GenBank genome assembly.